Molecule: messenger RNA, 516 nt
Organism: Chelonia mydas (Green sea turtle)
Lineage: Eukaryota; Metazoa; Chordata; Testudines; Cheloniidae
Gene: PGBDF
Product: chromosome 17 C17orf50 homolog
Exons: 3
Coding region: 1-516 (171 amino acids)
Source: RefSeq, a predicted model, not a curated record
AUGUCUUGGUGGAGCAAAGAAGAGGAGGAGGAGGAAGAGAAGGAGAUGGCAGAGGAGGAGGCCGAAGAGCUGGGAGUGGUAGAAGAGGACACAGAGGAAGAGAACGUAGUCUCCUACAUCCCCCUUUCUCCUCAGACGUCCAACACAGAGCAGGUCCAAGAGCUGAACAAAGCAGAGGAGAACUGGUUCUGGAGCUGGCUCUCGCCAUUCUCCAUCUUCUCCGGGUUGACCACGGUGGCAGACAGGAAGAGAUCUCCGCAGGAGCCCAUCUGUUGCCGGCUGGACAAGAAGAGGCCCCCCGGCAACACAUGCUCCGAGUGCGAGAUCCUGUUCUGCAGGAAGUGUGAGGUGCUGCACUACAACCCGAGGUUCAUAGAGCACUGCAUCCUGGGCCAUGGCAAGGAGGAGCCAGAGGGCAGGCGCUCGGGCCUCCUCAGCCCCAUUCUGAGCGCAGAUUCCAUCAACCUGGCUGUCGCUCCAGGGGGAACAGAAGAUGAAGAAAUGGAGAGAAAAUGA